CUUCUCAGUCUGUUGUCCAGUAGCCUUCGCUGUCAGCUUCACCGUCCUCCACCUCUUCAACCAUCUGAGAGACCUUUUUUAUCCCGAUCAUGGCUGUGACCAGCCAACCAGGCGCGUUCCAGCCCUCUGACUUCCAGACCGGCGUGUGUGAUUUCUGCGACGACUGUAAAACCUGCAUCUGUGGUCUGUGCUGCUACAUUUGCAUGGGCUGCUCCAUCGCCGAUGACAUGAACGAGUGCUGCCUCUGCGGUCUGGGGAUGCCCAUCCGCAGCGUCUACAGGACCAGAUACAACAUCAGAGGUUCAAUGUGUAACGACUUCAUGUGGUCGUGGUGUUGUCCAGUCUGUACUACCUGCCAGCUGAAGAGAGACAUUGACCGCAGAAAGGAGCAAGGCAUUUUCUGAAUGGAUGCUGAGAAGUCGAGAAUUUGCUUGGCCGCCAUGUUGCUAAUUCAGCCUGCUCUGUGUCUGCUGCAGUUGUUGAUUUAAUGCUAUAUUGCAUUUUAUUGCAGGAUAUUUACUGUGUGACUCUUUUAGUAUGAUUUAAUCCUCUGAGGUCAAUGACUGUCACAUUCUCCAGCGAGUUAAUCAUUAGUCAGCUGGCCCCUUGAUGGUGGAGAAGAAGCUACACAAUCCGAAGUUACAAUAAAGUCUGAAUAUCUGCGUUGUCCUGAGCAGUCGACUGUAUGAGAAGAUUCCUCUUGACUUCAGUUGUGCAGCAUUACCAUGAGGUUGACUGCAGACUUGAAUGUAGAAUGCAGAGACUUUUUUGCAACUUAGGGAGGGAAAAUGUGAAGGAAAUGGAUCCUGAUGAACUUUUUUUUUUUUUUUUGCUUUUACUUUUAAUUUCACACAGGGCUGGUUGUUCCUUGUUUUGGUUCCUGUAUUGUCCAAUGCUGCGUGAUUAAAUCCUCGUUUUCA
Messenger RNA from Limanda limanda (common dab), 920 nucleotides. RefSeq names its product placenta-specific gene 8 protein-like. Lineage: Eukaryota; Metazoa; Chordata; Actinopteri; Pleuronectiformes; Pleuronectidae. The record is from RefSeq and is a predicted model, not a curated record. Gene Ontology annotation, biological process: positive regulation of transcription by RNA polymerase II. The transcript has 5 exons. Bases 90 to 404 code for a protein of 104 amino acids.